Entrophospora candida is the source of this 1777-nucleotide messenger RNA. Lineage: Eukaryota; Fungi; Glomeromycota; Glomeromycetes; Entrophosporales; Entrophosporaceae. The record is from the annotation of a GenBank genome assembly.
AUGAAAUCACUGAAGUUCUUACAACUUAAAAAUCGAAACCCUGGAGGUCGACAGAGUAUUAGACAUAGUUUUGCUUUUUUUCGUUCACAUGAUGAAGAAAACUUAUCGAACAUCCCACAACCAUCAUCACAUUCAUCACCGUUAACAUCAACAAACAACAACACCGCCACCACCAACCCUAAACAAGAUAACCAUAAUCGCCAGAGUAGGGAUAUAACCUCAACGUUAAAAACCUAUCUAACAAAAAAAAAGCAAAGGGCUAGUCAUUACCGAAACACGCAUACCAGUGAGAUACGAGCCUCUGUUGUUGAACCUUCAUCUAUUCAUGAUUUAAAAGAGGAGAUACAACAACGGGAAGCUACACUGGAAACCUUGGAAAAAAAAAUAAAAGGCCUGGAGUCUCAAAAGGAUAAAGCUCUCACAGAAUUAGAAGAAGCACAAAAAAAUUUACAAGAUAACGGUCAAGAAAUCACCAAUCUCGAAAAUUUGCUCAUUGAACGAGAUCAGAAAACAAUAAAGUUGACAGAGACGCUGGAAAAAGCCAAAAAAGAAAAGAAUAAUUUAAUAAAUGAAUUGGAUAAAAUAAAAUCAGAGUUAAGAGUGCGCGAGAAAGAAAUUAGCGAGUUAAACUUUUCAUUGUUGGAGUGUGCACAUGAAUUACAAACAGUCAAAUCAGAUCUAACUGCGACAACAGAAGAAAGAGACCUGGCGUUAUUGGAAUUAGAAGAACAAUCGGCAGAUCGAGAAAAACUAAUAACAUCACAUACAAAUCAAUUACAACAAAUGAAAAGAGAGCUGGCGACAAUUCAACAUGAUCUACAGAAUAAACAGACCGAACUUGAAAAUGUACAAUCGAAAUUUAAUGAAGAAAUAGAAGCAGCGCAAGAAAUGUGCACGGCAGAAAUAGAAGCAACCAAAGCGAAAAGUAUGGCAGAAUUAGGUGUUAUAAAGGCAAAAUAUUCUGCAGAGCUCCACGCCGCCAAGGAAGAACAUGCAGACGAACUGGAGUCCUCCAUGGCUCAACUUUCCUUUUUCAAAUCACAGCUUGAUUCAACAAAAGCACAACUUUCCUUUACAAAAUCAAAACUUGAAUGGGCAAAAGCCGAUUUAUCAUCAAUAAAAUCUCUAUUAAACACAGCAAAAGCAGAUCUUAUUGUAUCAAAUAACAAGUUAAAGAUAACGACAGCAGAGUUGGAAGCAGCCAAAUCAGAAAUUGAAGCGUAUGUUGAAAUGAUGGGCUAUAGAGAUGGAUUGACAUCUUUUAUAAUACAGAUUUAUCAAGAAGAUAUAAAAUCAGAAAAGGAUAGAAUUGGUUCGGAAAUCGAAGAAAAACAAGAGCAAUUAAGCAAGAUUAAAUCAGCACAUGAAAAAGAAAAAAAAUCAAACAGCAAAACAAUCAAACAAUUGAAUAAUCAAGUUCAAAACUUAACAAGCUCACAAGUUCAAGAAAAAGCAAAAAUAGAUCAACUUGAGAAUGAAAAUUCAAAAUUAAAGAAACAAAUUGAACGAUCAAAAGUUCAAGAAGAAAUGUCGCGUUUACGAUCAGAGGUGAUAGCAUUAAAAUUAGGAGAAGGACAAAAGGAACAAGACAACUUCACACCAAUGUUGAAUGAGAUGGCUAAUAUAAAACAUAUAAUUGCGCCAUUUUCACCACCUGAAUCACCAUGUGAAUCCAAUGAUUUUUUCCCAGAUCUCGAUAUUCCUACCGCACAUGAUGCCAUUAAUGGAAAUGCUGUUAAUGGUAGUGAAGAGUGGGUCACGGUGAAAAAACGUGGCA